Aplysia californica (California sea hare) is the source of this 1031-nucleotide messenger RNA. Its product is annotated as glutathione S-transferase 1-like. Lineage: Eukaryota; Metazoa; Mollusca; Gastropoda; Aplysiida; Aplysiidae. The record is from RefSeq and is a predicted model, not a curated record. Bases 40 to 657 code for a protein of 205 amino acids. Gene Ontology annotation, biological process: glutathione metabolic process. The transcript has 5 exons. Gene Ontology annotation, molecular function: glutathione transferase activity.
UGCACAGUGCAGACAUUCCGAGAGCGGAAGACAGCGAGUAUGGCAACCCAUUCGUAUAAACUUAUGUAUUUUGAUGGCAUGGGCCGAGCGGAGUUCAUCAGACUGGUCUUUGCUGCAGCAGAAGUACCCUUUGAGGACGUCCGUUUUACUCACCAAGAGUGGCCCAAAUACAAAAAACUUGCACCGUUCGGUCAGGCGCCAUACCUGGAAGUAGCUAGCAAAUCGUAUGGACAGUCCGUGGCCAUUGCAACAUACCUAGCGAGAGAAUUCGGUUUGCACGGGAAGAACAAUCUAGAAGGCCUGGCUGUUGAUCAAGUUCUUGGUCUGAUUCAGGAUCUGAUACAGUUUGGGAUCAAAAUUUACCACGAGAAAGAAAAGGGCAAAAGGGAUGAGUUGAUUCAAGGUUUUAAAGAUGUUCAUCAACCCCAGUUUCUUGGCUACUUCGAGAAACUUUUGAGUGACAAUGGAACUGGUUACUUGGUUGGAAAUGAUCUCUCAUUGGCUGACAUUGCUGUUUUUGACGUCGUUACUGGUUGGCUGGGAACAUACAUGGGUCCCAUAGACGAUUUUCCAUUGGUCAAAGCCUUGGUGGACAAAGUGUGGGAGAGAGACGGAAUCAAGUCGUAUAUGGCAGCCAGACCUGACAGAGAAGGCUGAGUUGGGCCUUCGUCUACCGUGUCGUAACAAGUUGCCCAACACUGUGACCUGCUGUCAGCAACGACCUUGCAUAAUUAUGUGUACUCUACCUAGACCUAUAUAGAGUAAUGGAAUAAAAAUGUGGCACUUAUGUGUAAAAACAGAAUGUAGCUGCCUAUUGAUAGAGGUGGUGCCAUUUUAUACUAUUAUUUGCAUAAACAAGUUCUGCUUUCCUAGAUGCAUGGCCCCCAACCAGAGUAAUAUUUCUGUUGUUGUUAUUACCUAUUAUCGCCACUCUCAUCAUCACCAUCAUCAUCAUCAUCGUCAUUGUGUUGUUGCUUUUUUAUAAAUCCAAACUUGCUAUUGAUAGAAUUAAAUAAAGUGGUCUGUCAUUU